CUUUGUAGAUUUCUACAUAGAGACUUCAAGCCAUUUUGCUCUUCAUUCCAUCUCUCACCCUCAUUUUCAGCUUCUCAAGCUGCAUCUCUCCAAGCAUUUCUUUGAAACUUUGCUUCUCCAAUAUGGCGUCUCAAAUCUUUCCCAUCUUUGGUUUUCUCACUCUUGCGAUGGUGGCAACUCAAGCUGCUCUGACUCCUGAACUCUACUGGUUGUCCAAGCUUCCCACUACGCCAAUGCCAAAGGCUAUCACCAAUCUCCUGCAUCCUGAGUGGAAGGAAGACAAAAGCACCUCAGUGGAUGUAGGGAAUGGUGGAGUAAACGUUGAUACAGGAAAGUCAGGAGCAGGUGGUGGCACCAAUGUGGAUGUUGGUAAAGGAGGGGUUGCUGUGAAUGCAGGACACAAGGGAAAGCCUGUCUAUGUUAAUGUUGGGCAGCCAUUUCAGUACCUUUAUGCUGCCACUGAGACUCAGUUGCAUCAUGAUCCAAACGCAGCCUUGUUCUUCAUGGAGAAGGACAUGUAUCCUGGCAAAGAACUGAACUUGCAUUUCACCAAGACCACACAAAAUGCCAUCAAAUUCUUGCCCCAACAAGUUUCUAAGAGAAUACCCUUUUCAUCAAGCAAAAUCCCAGAAAUAUUCACCAAGCUCUCUGUCAAACCUGGGUCCCUGAAGGCUCUGACCAUGAAGAAUACCAUAAAGGAGUGUGAAGUGCCAGGGAUUAGAGCUGAGGAAAAGUACUGUGCCACUUCCCUGGAAUCCAUGGUAGAAUUCACAACUUCAAAGCUUGGGAAGAACCUGUGGGCCCUUUCUACAGAGGUUGAUGAGAAGGAGACCCACAUGCAGAAAUACAUAAUGACAGUUGGAGCGAGGAAGAUGAGAGGGCCGAAAGCCAUUGUGUGCCAUUUAACCAAGUACCCAUAUGCUGUCUUUUACUGUCACAAAACGGAAGCCACAAGAGCUUAUUAUGUGCCUCUUGAGAGUGAAGAUGGGGGAAGCAAAGUGAAAGCAGUAGCAAUCUGCCACACAGACACAUCACAGUGGAAUCCAAAGCAUUUGGCCUUCCAAGUGCUAAAGGUGAAGCCAGGAACUGCUCCAGUUUGCCACUUCCUUCCUGAGGAUCAUCUAGUGUGGAUUCCCAAGUAGAUCAUGUAAGAUGGGACAUCCAUGAAUAACUAGGCGAUUGUGGAAACAUCAACUCUACAACUCAAUCCUUUUACUUGGCUUUAUGUCGUUUACCUUUACGCAUAUUUAGCAGUCUUGUGUAUCGUUAGUUUGUAAUUGUCAUGUAUCACAUGUGAAAUUCUGAAUGCUAAGUCUUUGCUUCUCUUA
Molecule: messenger RNA, 1328 nt
Organism: Prosopis cineraria
Lineage: Eukaryota; Viridiplantae; Streptophyta; Magnoliopsida; Fabales; Fabaceae
Product: BURP domain protein RD22-like
Exons: 3
Coding region: 123-1142 (339 amino acids)
Source: RefSeq, a predicted model, not a curated record